AUGCUGUGGCGAUCCCUUCUAGUGGCUACUGUUUCGUCUCAUCCAUGGCUGUUAACUCCAGCAUUGAGGACGCUCUCCGUCCUCGCUCACCCUCGAUUAUCUUUCUUAGAUGUGAAUAAGAAUGCCAUACUACGCGGGAUCCUAAAAACAACAUUCUACAACCACUUCUGUGCUGGAGAGAACGCUGCCGAAGUCACUGGCACCAUUGGCCGGAUCAAGCACAUGGGCUUUAAAGGUGUCAUUCUCACAUACGCUCGAGAAAUUGCGGUCGACGCUUCAUCCCAAAAGGCCGAUAACCCUACCACGAUCAAUGAAAAGGCCAGAGCACAAACGACAAAGAGCGCUGAAAUUGAAGCCUGGAGGCAAGGGGUUCUGGAGACGGUCGAAAUGGUGGGAACUGAUGACUUCUUGGCCCUAAAACUCACUGGGGCUGGCCCUCAAGUGAUGCACGCGCUCUCUUCCAACCAGUCCUUACCGGAGCAGAUGCUGCUUGCUUUGCAGGAUGUCUGCACUCGUGCCAUCGAGCGUAAUGCGCGCAUCUUUGUCGAUGCAGAGCAGCAGUCUGUCCAAUCCGGCAUUGACGCUGUUGCUCUAAACCUAAUGCGUCGCUAUAAUCGAAACGGCACUGCUGUGGUAUACAAUACUUUCCAAGCGUAUCUCAAGUCAACUCCCGAGAAUCUUCUUUCCCAUCUGGACAUCGCAGAAAAGGAAGGGUUCACUUUGGGUGUGAAACUAGUCCGAGGCGCAUAUAUCAACUCCGAGCCACGCCAUUUGAUUAAUGAUACAAAACCGGGUACAGACGACUCAUACAAUGCGAUUGCAGCUGGAAUUCUGCGUCGCCAGUACGGCCCUUUUGGGGUUGAGCGACAAUUCCCUUCCAUCGAGCUGUUUCUUGCUACACAUAAUAAGGACAGUGCUCUGGCAGCUGACUCCUUAUACAAAGCACGACUUGCCGCCGGGCAACCGACUACGAAGGUACAGUAUGGACAAUUGCUGGGGAUGGCGGACGAGGUCAGCUGCCGUCUGUUGCAGCUUCGUGAUGACAGCAGCCGAGCGGCACAAAAAGCGUCUCCUGAAGUAUACAAGUGUCUGAGUUGGGGAACUCUGGGGGAUUGUCUGUCUUACCUUCUGCGCCGGGCCGUGGAGAAUCGUGAUGCGGUAGGGCGGACGAAGCAAGAAUAUUUUGCUCUCAAGACGGAGGUCAAGCGUCGGAUAAAGAAUAUGUUUAGUCUUCGAUGGUAG
Aspergillus bombycis is the source of this 1242-nucleotide messenger RNA. Its product is annotated as proline oxidase Put1. The record is from RefSeq and is a predicted model, not a curated record. Gene Ontology annotation, cellular component: mitochondrion. Gene Ontology annotation, molecular function: FAD binding; proline dehydrogenase activity. The transcript is spliced from 2 exons. Lineage: Eukaryota; Fungi; Ascomycota; Eurotiomycetes; Eurotiales; Aspergillaceae. Bases 1 to 1242 code for a protein of 413 amino acids.